UUUUUUUUUCUGCUAAUUUAUAAAUUAUAGAAUUCUCAUUUUGAUGUGAAUUGAUAUUUUGAAGAAAUAAGAUUAUGAAAAUGAAAUUUAAAUGUUGUGCAAUUGUGAAAUAUGGAGCUGAGAUUACUUGAAUUGAAAUUAGAGAUUAUUUGAAUUGAAAUUAGAGAUUAGAAAUUGUAAAAUUGAAAUAGAGGUUGUGAAUUGAAAUUAGUUGAGUUUGGAAUUAGAUGUUGUGAAAUGUAAUUUGAAACAAGGAACUUUGGAAAUAAUAUCUAAUAAUAUAUUUACUUAUACUAGAUUUGGAAGAUGAAAAACAAAAAAUUAGAAUCUUUUUGGAAGAGAAGUGGAGGAAAAUCACAAAAGCCUUUUAGUCGUUUGGAAAAUGAAAUUAUGUAUUUUUGUCGUUUUAAAUUAGUUGUAAUUUGAAUCAUUAAUUGAUAUUAGCAUUGUAUUUUGAUUUGAAUUUUUAGUCGUAAAUCAACUCAAGUAUUAUAUUUUGUUUUAUUUGAUUUUUUCUCAUCCGUACCCCCAUCCCGUCAUUCCUAGACACGCCACUGUCUUCAAACCUCGUUCCAGGUUCUCUUCCUCCCCCCAGAUUAUCCUAAUUGUUUUGACGAUCUUUUGUUGCGAUUUUACAUGUGAUAUUUCAUUUCUUGCGGUUUUUAGAGCUACUUCAUGUGAAUCUACUUCAUGCGAUAUUAUGCGAUUAUUAUUGUUUGUUUCAUGAUUUCAUCUUCCUUUUUCUCAUCUCAUGUCUGUAGGGAUAAUUUACAUGUUAUAAACUUAUGAUUCGAAUUUUUGGUAUAACUUCUUAAUUCAUAUUUGUUUCAUUGAAUCAAAUGAUAAUAAACUUUUAUGUUACUCCUUCCAUUCCAAAAUAUAGUUUGCAUUUCCCUUUUUUCACAGUAAUUUAUGCAAGUAGAAUCUAAGAGAAAUAGUAAAGAUUUUUUGUUUAUUUAAAUAAAUGUUGUAUGGGAAAAUAUAAUUUUAGGAGAAAAAUGGAGUAUAAUUGGUGAAAGAGCAUUAAUUGUAACAUUUUGGUUGAAAAAGUAAAAAAAAAAUUCAAGAAGCAAAUAAAUAAUGGGACACGGUUUUUCUAGAAAAAUUACGGAAGAAUGUGGAACUAAAUACGGAAAUGGGAACUAUAUAUUGGAACACCCAAAAUGGAAAUGAGAACUAUAAUUUGGGACAGAGGGAGUAUAAUUUUGUACUUGCGCAUAUUUUCAUGCUAUUAUUCAUUUAUUCUUGUUUGUUAUGAAAUCAAACUUGAAUAAAUGACCUUUUCUUCCACUUAAUUAAAUUUUAAUGGAUUUAUUAUCCUCCAGGCUCCCAUUCCACGGAAUAAAUACGACGAGAGAACCGAAAAACCCAAGAUUAAUACAAUAGAUAUGGAGGUAAUGCACCACUCUACCGCAUUUCUUCUCCCACCAAUACCUUCGGAGCAGGGAUUCUCGCUAAAGUACGCAUUGGUUAUACUUAACCAGCGCCUCCCUCGUUUUACUCCUCUUCUCUGGGAGCACGCAAAACUGCGAAUUUGUGCAGAUGGUGGAGCAAAUCGUUUAUUUGAUGAACUGCCUCAGUUUUUUCCUCAACAAAAUCCCCUUGAUGUUCGCAAUAGGUAUAAACCAGAUCUAAUUAAAGGUGAUAUGGACUCUAUCAGAUCAGAGGUUUUGGACUUCUAUGCAAAAUUAGGGUGUGAUGCAAUAAAUGAGUCACAUGACCAAGAUACCACAGAUCUUUACAAGUGUAUAUCACAUCUCAGUAACUUGACACCUGAAUCUGAGAAAGCAAAUCUAUGUAUUCUUGUUACUGGAGCACUUGGUGGACGCUUUGAUCAUGAAGCUGGGAAUAUUAAUGUCCUCUAUCGUUUCCCUGGCUUGCGAAUCAUCCUUCUUUCAGAUGAUUGCUUAAUCCAACUUCUCCCUAGAGCUCACCGUCAUGAGAUCCUUAUUCAGUCUUCUGUUGUUGGUCCACAUUGUGGAGUAUUACCAAUUGGAUCACCUGCUUUUCAUACCACGACCUCUGGCCUGGAAUGGAAUCUCACUGAUGCGGAAAUGGUGUUUGGCGGCUUGAUAAGUACAUCCAAUUUAGUGACAGGGGAUAUAGUAUGUGUGCAUUCUGAUACAGAUCUUAUUUGGACAAUAUGCAUCAAAAGUAGCACUUGAAUUUGGAAUGAAAAGAAGAGUAAUGCUUCCUAGCACGGGACACAGAAUAAGACCACUUAGAUCAGAAUAGCAUUCACAGAAAUCCCUACCAUUUGGGAGGGGUUCAAUACAAUACGAAACACCCAUACUCUGUGCUGUUGGAUUCAUCAUUUUCUUCACUGGAAUAGUCGUGGCUAAUUCUGGGAUAGACAUUGCUUUACAUGACACUUAUUACGUGGUUGCACUUUUCGAUUAUGUACUUUCAGUGGGAGCCGGCUUUUGCUUUAUCUGCAGGACUUUACCAAUGGUUGGGAACUUCAUGCUUAUGCAGUCUUAACAGAACAUGAUUAGGCCAUUUUAUCAACUUGCUCCGGUCAGUAUUAUUGUUAACUUUCAAUUGGUCUGUUGGUUCUCAAGCUGAUAUUGGUGAGGAGGUUAGUUUUGGUUUGCGCAAAUUAUUGAAAAUAAAGGUGUCCAGAAAAGCUUCACUUGUUCGCCUUUGUAGUUAAGUCAUUACCGGCAAUGAAGUGGAAAGAUUUUUAAUGGUUUAGAGCAAGUGCAGUAUAAUACUCUAUUAUUUGCAUUAUAUUGUUAGAGAAAUUUCUCUGAAUACAUUCUUUUGUUUUUUGUGAAGAAUCUGAAGAUCAUGAAUUCAUGAUAUUAUUAUAUCUAUUAUAAUACUUGAAUAUUA
Molecule: messenger RNA, 2835 nt
Organism: Beta vulgaris subsp. vulgaris (sugar beet)
Lineage: Eukaryota; Viridiplantae; Streptophyta; Magnoliopsida; Caryophyllales; Amaranthaceae
Product: thiamine pyrophosphokinase 2
Exons: 6
Coding region: 1389-2165 (258 amino acids)
Biological process (GO): thiamine diphosphate biosynthetic process; thiamine metabolic process
Molecular function (GO): thiamine diphosphokinase activity; thiamine binding; ATP binding
Source: RefSeq, a predicted model, not a curated record